GAUCUGCUGCGGCUGGUUCUUGUGUCGGUCUCUCUCUCUCUCUCUCUCUCUCUCUCUCACACACACAGUGCCUCAGUCUCUCAUUGCAUGUCGUUUCUUUUAGAUUCCCAAACUUUCCGUUUCAACAACCAUAGAUUCUCUCAUUUCAAACACAAGAAUAGCUCCUUUUUAUUUAUAUUCUGUUUUUCCUUCUCUCUCUUUGCAUUUCUGAUUUUGCUAUGGUGUGAGGUCUGUGAUCUCUUUGUUGUCUGAUUCUUUCGGGGUUUUAAGGAUUACCCACUUCCUCUUUUAGCUAAACAAGCAAUACCCACUUUGGGUAUUGGUUUCUUCUAUCUGGGUUUUGUUUGGUUUGGUUCAAAUCAUUAAAGAAAAUGGUGGAUCUGAGUGAUAAAGGAUCGGAGUCUGAGACCCACAAGAAGACCUGUGCUGAUUGUGGUACCACAAAGACCCCUCUUUGGCGUGGCGGCCCAGCUGGUCCAAAGUCACUGUGUAAUGCUUGCGGGAUCAGAAGCAGGAAGAAGAGAAGAGCUAGUUUGGGUUUGAACAAAGAGGACAAGAAGAGCAAGAGAGCUAGUAUUAAUGGCAGCAAUAACAACAACCAUAAUAAUAAGAUAAGCAAUAGUUUGAAGCAGAGGCUAUUGGCUUUGGGAAGAGAGGUUUUGAUGCAGAGAUCAACGGUAGAGAGGCAACGAAAGAAAUUAGGUGAAGAGGAAGAAGCGGCUGUGCUAUUGAUGGCUCUAUCUUAUGGCUCUGUUUAUGCUUAGGUCUUCUUCAAAGAAAUUCUUAGAAAAAGUGUUAGAAUUUUAGGGAUGUGGAUCCUAACCUUGGAAGUGUAAUCCUGCUUCUAUAAUUAUUGUUAUAUUUAUUUUUUUUAGGAGAAUUUAUAUUUUGCCUUUUUUAAUUUUUAUAGUUAUUUUUAGUAUUAACUAACUGUUUUUGGGACCUGGAAGAGUAUUUUAUGAAGUGUAAGAAAUGAAUAUUGAUCCUAUUUUUGAUAA
This is a messenger RNA of Quercus robur (English oak), 998 nucleotides long. RefSeq names its product GATA transcription factor 15-like. Gene Ontology annotation, biological process: regulation of DNA-templated transcription. NCBI's taxonomy places the organism in Eukaryota, Viridiplantae, Streptophyta, Magnoliopsida, Fagales, Fagaceae. The record is from RefSeq and is a predicted model, not a curated record. Gene Ontology annotation, molecular function: zinc ion binding; sequence-specific DNA binding. The transcript has 3 exons. Bases 372 to 764 code for a protein of 130 amino acids.